Molecule: messenger RNA, 2007 nt
Organism: Eremothecium sinecaudum
Lineage: Eukaryota; Fungi; Ascomycota; Saccharomycetes; Saccharomycetales; Saccharomycetaceae
Gene: TRF5
Product: non-canonical poly(A) polymerase TRF5
Exons: 1
Coding region: 1-2007 (668 amino acids)
Biological process (GO): RNA 3'-end processing
Cellular component (GO): nucleolus; TRAMP complex
Molecular function (GO): poly(A) RNA polymerase activity; mRNA binding
Source: RefSeq, a predicted model, not a curated record
AUGGCGUCAAAUAUCAAGGUAUCUGACACUAAUAUUGAGAAGAAGAAUAAAUCUAUAGCCAAGAAAAAACGAAAUAUGAAGACUCAGGAGGAUAUAUCAACUGAAAAAUCAUCGAAUUGGAAUAAUAAUGAUAAAAUACCCAAAAGAAUAAGAAAGUCCUCAUUAGUAAAAGCUCAAAAGAAAUUCGCUAUAUUUGACGAUACUAGAGAGCAUGAAAAUAAAUAUGAAGCAUUAUCAUUGAGUACUUCUGACCAAGAAGAAGUAAUAAUAUUAGACGAUGAGGAAAAGUCCGGUACAAAUGUAACAAAAAGUAUAAAAGUUGUUCAUGUGGAUGAUGAACAGAAUAAUAAAUCUAAUAAUGAAGCGAAGAAGGUGAAGUUAAACGGCGGGCUGGAGCAAAAUGCAGAUUUUAUUGGGUUUAGUUCAAGUGAUGGUGAGCAGGAUGCUUCCGACGAGGAUAGCGCAGAUGUGGAAACUGAGAAUGAAAGGUCAUCUUCAGAUGUUAAAGUACUUGGUUUUAACUCCGAGUAUCCAUGGAUUUUGAAUCGUGAUCAUUCGAAACAGCGUGAGAUAGCGGAUUGGUUGACUUUAGAAAUCAAGGACUUCAUUUCGUAUAUUUCCCCUAGUAGAGAGGAAAUUAGGCAGCGUAAUGAGGCCAUCUCAAAGCUUAAGGCUGCUGUAAGGAGCUUUUGGCCUGAUGCGGACUUACUCUGUUUUGGUUCUUACGCUACUGAUUUGUACUUGCCGGGCUCUGAUAUCGACUGCGUGGUAAAUAGCAAAGGAGGUGAUAAACAAAAUAAGAAUGCCUUAUACUCCCUGGCUUCCUACCUGAGGAGGAACGGUCUGGCAACGCAAGUAACGGUCAUUGCGAAAGCCAGAGUGCCGAUCAUCAAGUUCGUAGAGCCUCAAUCGCAGAUUCAUAUUGACUUAUCUUUCGAAAGAACGAACGGUGUAGAAGCCGCAAAGAUCAUCCGCGGUUGGCUAUCGGAAACGCGUGGCCUUCGUGAAUUGGUUCUGAUAGUAAAGCAGUUUUUGCAUGCAAGGAAACUUAACGAUGUGCAUAUAGGUGGCCUGGGAGGCUUCAGCAUCAUCUGUCUAGUCUAUUCUUUCCUACAGUUACAUCCUAGGAUAAUAUGCAGGGAUAUUGACCCAAUGCAGAACUUGGGAGUGCUGCUGAUCGACUUCUUUGAGCUCUACGGCAAGAACUUUGGUUAUGACGAUGUAGGCAUCACAGUCACAGACAAUCAGGUGGGGUAUAUCAUGAAAAGGGACCAUCCCGAACUUACGCAAAACCUGCGAGGCAGUUUCAAUCUCGUUAUUCAAGACCCCGGAGAUCCAUGUAACAAUAUCAGCAGGGGCUCGUUUAACGUGCGUGAUAUCAAGAAGGCUUUUGCAGGAGCUUUCGACCUUCUAACGAAUAGAUGCUUCGAACUAGACGCCUCCACAUUCAAGCAUCGUGUGGGCAAGAGUAUUUUAGGCAAUGUUAUCAAGUAUAAUGGUGCUAAGAGAGACUUUAAAGACGAGAGAGGCCUUGUUAUCAACCAAGCGAUCCGUGAAAACGAAGAAUUCCACCAGAUGCGCGGCAGAAUCGUACGCACUGAGUAUGAAGGCGAGUUUAUCGACUUAAGCGAUGAAGAGGAGGACCUAUACAAACUGGAACCUGCUAAAAAGAAGGUAAAAACCACUAAGAAAAAUAGCAAAGCCCCCUCGAUUGCGGAGUCUAAUAACAGCGACCAAAGCGACGGCUACGAUCCUGCAGGAAAUCAGGCUCUAGCAACCACUCCACGUAACGGUGUCGAGGGCAAGGGCGACGGUUACGUCCCUGGCAAAACAACUACCUACAAGAAUAACGUUGACAAAUUGAUGGGCCUUGACAAUGACGACCCCGACGACUAUCAGCCUACGUUCGCCAAUGAGCCUUCCGAAGAAGAAGAGGACGACUACAAUCCAAGAGUUGAUAAAGUUAACAAACGCAAAUAUUGGCUAAAUAAGGGCAAGUCUAUGUAA